Messenger RNA from Leptomonas pyrrhocoris, 2634 nucleotides. RefSeq lists its product as hypothetical. The transcript has a single exon. The record is from RefSeq and is a predicted model, not a curated record. Bases 94 to 2634 code for a protein of 846 amino acids. Lineage: Eukaryota; Euglenozoa; Kinetoplastea; Trypanosomatida; Trypanosomatidae. Gene Ontology annotation, biological process: lipid metabolic process.
AGGAAACUACCCACAUGAAAGUAGCCGUCGUACAGAACAAUCAAAGUCAAACAUAAUUGCUUUUGUGGGAUUCAGCGAGAAACAAACCAAGAAAUGCUUCGACACAUUCGUAUGACCCCUACCAACAAGGAGAUCCCAAAGGCAGAGGGGCGCAUCUUUGGGCUCCUCCACGACUGGAUCCAUCCCUUCUACCGCUAUCGCAUUCCCCACACCCCGAUCCCGCGCGAACGGGUGUGCGCGUGCGCCUACCCGGUCUUCACGUUGCGAUCCUCGCAGCGCUCCCCGUACGACGAGCCCACCAUGCUGGCCGCCGUGCAGGAAACCGUGUAUGUGGACAGCACCGGUAAGUCGACUUCACUCCCCGCCAGCGCACUCCAGGGACACGCGAGGCCGACCAUCACCUCUACUACCGAUGUCGCACCCUCUGCAUCGCCCACCAUCACCACAGAAGGAUCGAUGGCAAGCAACAACAGAUCCAACGACGCUGCUGCUGCUGCUGCUGCCGCCGUUGCUGCUUCUUUGGCCACGACUGCGCCCUCCAGCUCGCCCGCGUCGGCCUUCCUCUCAUCGUUUGGCCACCUUCCAUCGUUAAAGGCGCGUUGGGUGGUGCGUCGUCGCAGCGGCCGUCUUACCAACCCGCCGCAGUCCACCGAGACGUGCUACCGGUGUGACAUCUGUGACGGGCUGCAGAGGCCGUGCGAUGAGGAAACCCACGCCGACACCGCCGUGGCGAGGAGCACCGGCACCAACACCACUGCAACCGCCGCUGUAAAGGAGGAGGUCGUCGAGGAGGCCGUAGACGAAGACGAAGACGAGGACGAGGACCCCUCUGGAGCGACGACGGAGAGUAGCAGUGACGAGCGGUACGGCUACACCACCUCCACCGACAUCGCCAACACGGCCAUGGAAGAUGCCGACGUGGCUGAGCUGCGCCGCCUCGAUCCUUUUCACGUCGAAGUCUUCGGCAAGCCUCCAUGGGGGGCGCUGUUGAGGCGAGCGGCACGGGAGGUGCAGGGACAGUUGAACCGCUGCGGGCUGCGCUCUCGUGAUGCCUCGCGCUACGCGGCUCAGGCCACCGCCAACAGUGAGGUGGCCCGUCAGGCAUACCGGCUGUGGGUCCGUGCAGAGGCGCAGCGUGUGCGGGAAGAGCAGCGGCGGUCGAUGCAACCAGCAGCUACUACUUCCACCACCACUUCCUCAACUGUUAGUGCGUCGUCCCCCUCACCCCCCUCUCCUUUCUCCUCUAGCCUGACACAGCUCACCCUUUCGCCCGCGCAGAGGGCCAUCAUCCGUGGCAAGCUGGACACCCUGCACAUCGCCGCUUACCUUGCACGCUACGCGGUGGCCGCGUAUGGGCUGCCGUACGAACUCAACUUCUUCACAAGUGCACGGGAGUUGACGAAGUUGAUGGCCGAGCCGCACAGCCGGUACGUCUGCGCCAACUCCGAGGAGCAACUGGAGUCGAUGCGGCGCAUGCUGCAAGGUGAGGAGCCGGAUGCGCUGCUGGAGUGUGUGGCGAGCCGUUACUCAUUGCGAGUGGGACAGCCUUGCUGGUCGCUCUUUCUCGAUCACGCCGCACAGCGAGUGGUUUUGUCAUUUCGCGGCUCGAUGACGGCGGCGGAUAUGGUGGUGGAUUUCAUGGAAGGCUACGCAAAUGUGAUGAUCGAACCCACUCACAGCACCGCCACGCCGGACGGAUCAGGUUUAACUUCGCCGACGACACCGCAGAGGGUGUGCACUGCGAUUCCACUGGGUUUCUAUGAGUCGAUCGUCGAGGCCGGAGCGCAGUUGCUCCCCAUUCUCCGCACCAUUCACACACAGUACGGCUCCUACACCCUCUGCGUCACCGGGCACUCCCUGGGCGGCAUCCAGGCCUCCGUCUUUCACCUCCUCUAUUGCGGCCCAUGGCGCGCCUCGCUGCAUUCCUCGUCGUUGCUGCUGCGUCGCACCAAAACGCCGUCUUGUCCGUCCGCCGCAGAGGUCGAGGCAGCGUCCUUCGUGGAGUCGUCCGCCGUGUCGAGCAGAGCUGCGCAUGUGCCAUUUGCCAAAACCAUCACCUGCACGUUUGCCGCGGCGCCCGUGGUGGAGAAGCGCGUUGUGCCGCAGAUCAACGCGUGGCUCGCAGAGGAAGAGAAGCGCAGCGGCAGCCGCCUCAUUGCCAUGACGCACGGUAUGGAUUUGGUAACGCGUCUUCAGGUACACUCGUUGAAGGAGACGUUCCUGAAGCCCUACAGCAUCGCCACGGCAGCAAGCGAUACGCCCACCGGUGCGGCGUGUCCGAACGUUCCCGAGUCCACAGCAGCAGCCGCAACAGCACCUCUCCUGGUAAAUGUGGAUGCGGCUGCUGUGACGGACAAGUCAGUCGUGCCAGUUCUCGCCGUGCCGGGUUCCAUGUACAACGUCACCGCGGGAACGCGACGGCGGUACCUGCUUGCGGUUCCCUUGACGGCGACGGCGGUGCGAGAGCAGAUCGUUCUCUCCGCUGAGGCUGUGCUGCAGCACUUCCCCUGCCUUUACCUGCGUAGCCUCGCGGAGCUGCUGAAUCGGUACGAGGCAAAGUGGAAUUCGCUGAAGGCGGCGACCGGGCAAAACCCCCGGUCUUCAGCAACUGCUGAUUCCGCAAGUACGCAAUGA